AUGAACUUCCCCAUCGCCUCAUCUCUAAUGCUGUGUUUCUACCAGGGUUUGAAAUAGGGACAGAAUUAGUAGCAGUUUCAUUGGUCUGUAGCAGCUGGGACGUGUUAAUUGCAGUUUCAUUCAAUAAAACGAAUGAAGUGGUUAGAGCUGUUUGUUGGAUCUAAAAUGCAUGCAGCCAAACCCUGAUCCACCCAUGAAAACUCUCUGCUGGUGUGAUUAUGAAGAUGAAUUUUGGUGGAAAUAGGAAUGAAGCAGGAGAAAAUUACAACUUGCAGGCAAGAGAUCAAACAAACCCCAGGACCUAGCUCAGAGAUUCAGACCUCUCAGAUCCAGUGCUGAGUGGGACUUUUUGUGUGUUUUCUCUGUGGAAAGAAGCCAAAGUGGGGUUGAGGAGAGAAUUUUUUUUCUGACUAGAAACAAAAACUGAGGAUUUUCUCGCCUACUAUAGGAUUGAGAUAAUUACUGACCACAUAUUUCUACUGUGACAACACAAGCAGAUCCAUAAAUUGCAUCUUAAUUACUACCAAAACUCACUACCAGUUGGGAAGGGAUGCAGGUUAUUUCAAACCCUGAUUUCUGUUCAUGUGCAAUGUUCCACAUCUUAAAAGCUUCAUUUCAUUGGUUUGUGUGGCAGCUCUUUAAAGGGAUGGAAAACCCCCUUCAUGGUAGAUGUUACAAGAUUGAUACAGCUUUUUCUACCCAUGUCUGGGAUCUUUGUGGGGGUGGGGGGCCUUCCUCUGUUCUUUGGAGAGAAAAAAAGUUCUAGAUAGUCAGAAUGGUCCUGCGAAUAAUGAAGUAUAUGCAGUGGUUUCCUGAUGUGAGCUAAAAUGUGAAAGAGGGUGAGCUGGUAGAAUUGGAGGCAAUUGUUUGGAGCUCGAUUGUAUCACAGUCCUAUUGCUGAAAAGUUUGCUUUUCAUCUCUCCUUGCUUGCUUGCGUUUUAAAAAUACAUUAACAAAAAUCCUGGAUUUAUAUUAUCAUUUUAUUUCAAUUUAAGCAUAUCAUGCUAAUUACUUUUUGCUGCUUUGUAGCUGAUGUAUGCAUGCUUGCAUCUUUUUCACUAUAUUGUAAUGCAUACUGUUCACUUUUCUUUAAUGAAAGUGGUUUUUAUAUGGCAGGAAGAGUGGGUGGAAGAGACUGAGUAGUAGGACUAUCAGAUGACUUAAUGAAGCCAGGAUAUCCUAUCUGGGAGCUUGACAGCUGAUACAUACCUAGGGUUGCUGAUGUGUGUGUCAUUGUAUAAGCCACUAAUGCAUUUCAACAUAUAGAAAUCGGAGCUUUUUCCUUUAAGGGACCGUAUUAUUUUAGAUAAUUUCAUAAAUUCUGAAAGUUUUUUACUGAUGAUAAUUCAGUCACGGAUUGUUUCUGUUGCACUGUAAUUAGUUGAAAGGUGGGGGAUAGAAGUGUCAAAAAUGAGAGAUCUGGAGAUAGAAGUCAGAGGUGAUGGUCAUUUGCCUUUGAAAGUUCUUGAAGUUUCCAUGAUAACUGAAAUUGGAGUUCAGUGAUUGCCCUAUUAUGCUCUUUCGUCACUUCUAUGAAAUGUGUUAAGUGCAGUGAAGAAAUAAUCCUGUUGUCAAUUGCCUCCCACUCCAAGUUUAAGACCUAAAGAUGUGGCUUUUAUUGAGCUCUUCGACUGACAUAUUAUUUUGGUGCAGAUGGCUCUCUUCCUUGCUAGAUAAGCAUAACUGAAUGGAGUUUUCUGUUGCCUUCCUUUCUCCCCCAGGCCUCUUCCCAAAGAAUAUUUGUAAGGGCUCUCAUGUCUGAUCUAGAAACCUUCACCAUUCCAAGACUUGUUGGUCCACUUCAUCCACUCCUCCUUUCUGAGCCAUACUUUGUGCUGUUACAAGCACAACUUCCCUUUAUGAUCACAAGAAGAUGCUCCAAGAACAAUUCAUGCCAUAGCCAUCUGGAAAUUAAGAUGCUAUGAGAACAUAAUUUCUUGAACCCCACCUGCCAAGGUCCAGGGUCAGCCAUUAAUGGUACAAGUAAGCGGAGGUCAGCUGAUCACAUCAACUGGCCAGCCAAUCAUGGUGCAAGCUGUGCCUGGGGGUCAGGGUCAGACCAUCAUGCAAGUCCCAGUUUCUGGAUCGCAAGGAUUGCAGCAGAUUCAGUUGGUCCAGCCAGGCCAGAUUCAGAUUCAAGGUGGGCAGGCUGUGCAGGUACAAGGUCAACAGGGCCAGACCCAGCAGAUCAUUAUUCAGCAGCCACAGACUGCGGUUACUGCUGGCCAGACACAGACCCAGCAGCAGAUAGCAGUUCAAGGGCAGCAGGUGGCACAGACAGCAGAAGGCCAGACCAUUGUCUAUCAGCCUGUUAAUGCUGAUGGAACCAUUCUUCAACAAGUUACAGUCCCUGUUACAGGCAUGAUCACCAUCCCAGCAGCCAGUUUGGCAGGAGCACAAAUUGUCCAGGCAGGAGCCAACACCAAUACAACUAGCAGUGGGCAAGGGACUGUAACUGUGACGCUACCAGUUGCUGGAAAUGUGGUCAAUUCAGGUGGAAUGGUUAUGAUGGUACCAGGGGCUGGAUCAGUACCAGCUAUUCAGAGGAUUCCAUUGCCAGGGGCAGAGAUGCUUGAAGAGGAGCCCCUCUAUGUAAAUGCCAAGCAGUACCACCGAAUCCUGAAGAGGAGGCAGGCACGAGCCAAGCUGGAAGCUGAGGGGAAAAUCCCCAAAGAGAGGAGGAAAUACUUGCAUGAGUCUAGACAUCGUCAUGCCAUGGCUAGGAAACGGGGAGAAGGUGGGCGUUUUUUCUCACCGAAGGAAAAGGAUAUGCAGGAUCCAACUCAGGCAAAUGAAGACGCAAUGACACAGAUGAUCAGAGUAUCCUAACCACUGUCUGAAGGAAAAAGUAACUGAACAAGUUUCCUGUCCCUCUGCAAGCGUGUCCUAUCUUACCAAUGUAUCAAGCAAACCUUCCAAUGGGACAAUGGACAAUCACCAUAUCUUAGCCUACCCUUUUCUAUACAACAAAAACCACCUUUCCAGUAAGUGGUUUGUUUGAGAUUUUAACUGCAGUGGACUCAGCAAAUAGAAAUUGUAGGGACCUUCUUGGUAUACCCGUGUAAUUCAAUGCAGGGGUUUGAAAGUCUGACAACUCAUGCCUUUUACAUUUCUUGAAUUAAGGUUGGCCAACUGACACAGUGAUUAGCAAUAACUCUGGCAUGCUGAAGCAGGGAGCCAUGGCCCUUCUGCGGAGGAGUAAUCCAGUUUGUAGCAACCAGAGCUAACAUGGCUACACCACAGUGCUUUGUUUUCCCAGUGGAGUUUUGUUGUUUAUAGCCAGUCCUCACAGCUUUGGACUUCAUUUAUUGACAGCUGAACUGUUCAUUUGUAGUUGCAUUUGCCCUUCUGGAACUGUGUAAGAGAACAGAAAGAGGUUCUCUAAGCUCCAUCCUGUAAAAGUAAACAGCAAGUUCGUUCUGGGAAAAGUUCAACCAUCUUGUCAAGUUGUUGUGAAUAUUGCAAGACCUUUACAAGAAUUGAAAUAUUGUAUAUCUGUUCCAAGGAGUAAGAUGGGAGUGGCUCAUUGACACAGAGCUAAGUAGGGAAAACAACCUUGGCGCUGGUGGCAUGUUGCUAGCAAUGGAUGCAUUGAAAGGUGAAAUCCAGCUUCUGGGAUAAAAAUGAUAAAAAAGUUUGAGAUUCUCUUCUAAAAGAAGUUCAGUGUCUGUUUUUACUCUGCCAGUGCAGAACUUGGUUGCUCCAAAAGAGAUGAAAUCUGGAACCUCAGAAUGGAGGGAUUGACUAUCUCCCAGUGUGGCUGUCUGAGUGUGUUUUAAAUUGCAGAUGGUUCUGUACAGAGCUUUGACCUUAUUCAGGGUGAAGGAUGGCUGCAUCACAACUGGAGCAGAGGCCAGCGCAAUUUGGUGCAUCCUGGUCUAGCUCAAAGACUAUUUAUGUAGUGAGGGCAAACAUUGAUAAUCCCUUCAAGCUUUUUAUGAAAUGUCCUCUUUUAUAAACAUGGCACUUAGAGAAUGAAGGAGGAAUGUUUGCUUUUUUUUUUUUUUUUUUAGUUGGCCCCCUUUUUUGUGACUUCUUUCUGUGGGCAUCUGUUGAAUACCUUGUGAUUAGUCACUAUCGGAUUUUGAACUUGGUCCAUCAUCCUGGCUUUGAAAUUUGGCAAUGGGAUCUGAGGUUUCUAUAGCCUUCUAGCAAGUCAUAUUUAGUUACCUAUUUCCACCCUUACCUCAUCAGCACUUAAGCUGAUCCGCUUUACACAUCUAAGGUGCUGCUGCUGUUUCCAGUUUUUGCGUGCUCUGUGUUUUAAAUCUUAAGACUCUAUUGGGUCACCAGAAUUAAGUGUGAUGGGUGAGCCUGAAUGAUGAAAGCAGUGGAGAGGAGAGUCUUCAUGGGUGAAGUAGUGAAGAAGGUGAUUUGGAAAGACUAGUUAAAUUUUAGAGGGGUCUGUCUUAAGGUAGCACAGCAAGCACAGUUGUUUGGAGAAUAUGCCCUAUACCAUCUCCUAAAAUCAUGAACAGGAGGAACACUCAAAGUAACAAUUUAGUUGUGUAAACUGGAGGAAGAAAAUUGGGCGGCAAACAGAGGUGAGGGAGGGGUCAACAAUGCCACCAGAAGGCCCCUUUCCUUUGGAUAAAAGGAUACUAAACCUAAAGUAGUAAAAACAUGUGAGAGAGGAUCAAAGAGAGAAACAGAAAAGGUGGAAAUGAUUUAUUUCAAUUUGACAGCAGUCAGCCUGGAGUGAGAGACUGCCUGACCAGAUGCCAAGAGAACUGGACUUCUUGGUCCAGCCACCUAGGAAGGUUCCCAAAUUUCAGCCAAUGAAAAUACAGGAAGGGAAUUGCUACGUUGGGAUUUGUCCUUUUGGCAUGUAGACUAUAUUCUGUAAUUAAAGAUGAUCAUCUUUCCUGCCUAGUUCAAUGUCUCCCCCUCCCCUCCUCCCCCCCCCCCCAUGGUUGACAUGGUCUAAAAUUUGCAAGGAGCUGUGUUCUAGUUUGUUGAUGAUUCACAGUUAAGGGGUGACAUGGAACCCUAGUUUCAAUUCAUGACAUGCAAAUAAAGGAAUACAUUAUUUUUGUAUUUUGUCUUAGGUUGUAUUUGUUACCUAUAAUUUUGCAUUUUAAUUUUUUUAUUAUUCAAAAAGCAUUAGUUUACCCCUUACAUCGUUGGCAUCUCUGGUUGGUUGCUCUGUCUUAAAAUAUUUUGGGCAAUUAGAGUAUGGUGCUUUUUUUCUUCACAUGAAACCCUUGCUUAACUUUUUUUGUCGUGUCCCCUAUUUCAGGAAAUAUCAAACUCUUUCCUAGUGAAGGAACAGUAAAUAUUUUGCUUUGUUUGAAUGAACACAUUAUUGUAAAUACUUUUUAAGAGCAUUUGUACAUUUUGUCAAUCUGGGUUACCAAUGCACGCUGCGGGGUGGGAAGAGUUGUGCCAUUCUGGAUUAAGGGAGCCUCUCAGACUUUCUACUUUCAUUUUACAACCAAUUUCUAUCCCAGAGAAUCUUCUCUGAAAGUUGGGAAGUUAGGGGAAUGGAGGUUGUUGGUCUGGCAUCUUGUAUCUGAGUAAUUAGCCCCAGUGUUUGUUUUCUUUAAGAACUUAUACAACUCUUCACAAAACAUCUAGAACUUCUUCCAGAUAGCCCCUCCCCCAAAUAAAUUCUCUGAGCCAUAGUUGUAGAAGGUGUAUAAAGACCUAUGCAUUUGUGCUACAUAGAGAGUUCUUGUAGGUAAGUUUUAUACAGUGGUGUGAAAGCCUGGGUGUUAGUGUCAUACCUUUUCUUUGUUUUGGUUUUCCUGUAUUCAGUGACACACUUCUGAAGGCCUUUAUUUGCUCAGUGAGAUUGAAGAUCUCAGCACCAUGUUACAAAAAGAUUCGAAGCUCUUUUUACAAAUAAAUUAUAAAACUGGAGAUGCUGUGAGAUAAGUGGAUGUGAGAACUCUAGCUUGCGUAUUGGCUAGAUUUGGACAUAAAUUCCAGAUUGGGAGCACAGUACAGUAGGACAGAUCAGGAUAAAAGAAAUAAUGAUGGGUAUGAGGAGAACUUGAUGCUUGGUCAGUUGACCCCUAAAGCACUGGAGCAUUGAACCUAUCAAAACCAGUUUUAUACAAGUGUAGAAUGGGGUGUGGGAAAUGAUCCCUAAGUGAUGCUAAAUAGUUUUUCAAAGGCUUUUGCAUGUUAAAAAGUCAAUUUCUUACUUUGUGAAUGGGGGGGCGGGGUAUUGAGAUUUGUGUAACGUAAGGCAACGUUUGUAAAUAGUUCAAAAGUUUAUAAUUUUUUUUAUAUGACGCAUUUUUUUCAAGUGUAUUUUGUCUUUAAUAGAUGCAAUUGUAAGUACUGUGUACACUAUCCAGCGAAUAAAAAAUUUAUAAACUCUGA
Messenger RNA from Trachemys scripta elegans, 6330 nucleotides. RefSeq names its product nuclear transcription factor Y subunit alpha (gene NFYA). Gene Ontology annotation, biological process: regulation of transcription by RNA polymerase II. The transcript has 8 exons. Gene Ontology annotation, molecular function: RNA polymerase II cis-regulatory region sequence-specific DNA binding; DNA-binding transcription factor activity, RNA polymerase II-specific. Gene Ontology annotation, cellular component: CCAAT-binding factor complex. The record is from RefSeq and is a predicted model, not a curated record. Bases 1975 to 2829 code for a protein of 284 amino acids. Lineage: Eukaryota; Metazoa; Chordata; Testudines; Emydidae.